AUGAUUAAAUGUCAGUUUAAUCGAUCCCUGAGAGUUGUUCGCAGUGACAAUGGUACUGAGUUUAAUUGUUUGCAAGGUUAUUUCUUUAAAAAUGGGAUUCUGUUUGAGUCGUCAUGUGUUGGGACACCUCAACAGAAUGGGAGAGUCGAGAGGAAGCACCAACAUAUUUUGAAUGUUGGGAGAGCGUUACGGUUUCAAGGGAAUCUUCCUAUAAAAUUUUGGGGGGAAUGUAUUCUGGCUGCUUGUCACUUGAUCAAUCGUACACCUACACCGGUCCUUGACAAUAAAACCCCUUAUGAGAUGUUAUUUGGAAAACCACCAUCGUAUGUGUCUAUCCGGGUAUUUGGGUGUCUGUGUUAUGCGUAUAAUCUCCGGAGUAAAGGGGAUAAGUUUGCGUCUCGUGGUCGCAAAUGUGUGUUUCUGGGUUACCUGUUUGGCAGGAAGGGAUGGCAACUGUACGACCUGGAGACACACGAGUUCUUUGUCUCACGGGAUGUAAAAUUUCAUGAACGGACGUUUCCAUUCGCAGACACGUCGACUAUGUUGCCUGCAAUGCAUGAUGGUGGUGGGGUGCUUGACCAAUGGGGUUUGGAUGAGAGUGGGACUGGAUGUACUCAGGAGGUGUCGCCUGCAGGUGACAAUGAGGAAGUGUCGUCACCUGCAGGUGCCACAGAGGAGGUGUCGUCGCCUGCGGGUGACACGGAGGAGGUCUUGUCGACUGUGAGGGAGGAAAAACAUGAUACACCUAGUCGAGGUGAAUCAGACGUCGUCUCAGGUGUAGAUGAGACGACGGGUAGUGAUGAGAGUGAGACAAGGCAGAAAUAUCUCAAGUUGGUAGACCUCGGAGAAGAUGUUGGUAGAGUGAGUACGAAUGUACGAUGUCUAGGAGCCACCCACGUUUACAAGGUGUUUACACUUUUCCUUUGUUGCAUGCAAACUCGACGUGCAGGCUCACAGAAUUUGAUUCCUAUUGAUCUUGAAAUCGAGGCCACUGCACGCAAGCAAGGGGGUAGAAGGAGACAGAACAAGAACAAGAAGAAGGAUACAAUGGGUGACGAAGUACCAGCCAAAUCUCUCUGGGAAUAUGGUAUACCAGAUACAACUACUGGUGUACUUUCUAGUAUUGUCAGACCAGCUGUCACUGCUGCACACUUUGAACUGAAGCCUCAAUUUAUUCAGUUCAUCUCCAAUGAUUCAUUCUCAGGCUCGCCUAAUGACUGUCCUGUAAGUCAUAUUGAUAACUUUCUGGAGAAGUGUGAUACUAUGAAGAUCAACAAUGUCACUGAUGAGGCCAUUAGGCUACGACUUUUCCCUUUUUCUCUACGGGAUAGAGCCAAGGAGUGGUUGAAAGAUGAAGGUACAGGCUCGUUUGAUACAUGGGAUAAAUUGGUCAAGGCAUUCUUGGUGAAAUUUCUGGAUCAAGAGAAGACUUCUAGAAUGAGAAAUGAGUUAACCACCUUUCGUCAAGCUGAAGAUGAGUCAUUGUAUGAGUCCUGGAGAAGAUUUAAACGUUUGCAAAGGCAAUGUCCUCAUCACGGGAUUCCAGAGUGGCUCUUGAUCCAAGCUUUCUAUAAUGGGUUGACGCAUGAGUAUCGGAUCUACAUUGAUGCUGCAUCAGGUGGCUCUAUCACUGCCAAGGUUCCAUCUGAAGCUAAGGCAUUAAUUGAGAAAAUGGCAGCUAAUGACAACUAUCACCCAGGUGGUCGGAACAGUGCUAAAAAGGGAGGUAAAUAUAAUGUUGAUGCUUUAACCAUGUUGACCAGUACUGUGCAGGCACUAUCUCAAAAGUUUGAUCAAUUUCAAACUGGUUCAUCUACGGUAGCUUCAUGUGAAGUAUGCGGAAUACAAGGACAUAUUGCUAAUGAUUGUCAAAUCAAUAAUGCUGGGUUGACAAUUGAACAAGCCAAUGCUCUCUACAACAACAAUAAUCAUAGACGACCAUUUGAUCCUUAUUCCAAUACAUACAACGAGGGGUGGAAGCAAAAUCCAGCAUUCUCAUACAAGAACACUCAAAAUCAGCUUAAUCCACCACCACCGCGCAACAACUUCAAUCAACCUCCAGGUUUUCAAGCUAGACCGCCUUUCAACCAGCAAUCUUUCACUCAACAAGCCCCUCCACGACCAAAGUCCAAUUUGGAAGCUAUGGUUGAGUCUCUUGCUGCCUCACAACUUAAGCAAGACAAGUAUUGGGAAGGGCAGAUGAAGCAAAAUGAGUUCCUCGCUACCUCAAUUCAACAAAUUCAAGCUCAGAACAAGCUUAUGGAGAGUCAGAUAAGUCAACUUGCUCACCAAGUGGGUCAAUUCUCAAAGACUCCAGGCCAAUUCCCUGGAAAUACUGAGCAACCACCUAAGGGUCAGAUGAAUGCUGUUACUUUGAAGAAUGGUAGAGUGUUAGAAGACCUUCCACCAAAGGUACCUCAAAAGAAAGUGAUUGUGGUAGAAGAUGAGAAAGAUGAAUCUGAAAAAAUGGUUGAAGAAGAAAAGAAGGAACCUAUUAUUUCCCCCAUUGAGCCAUACAAGCCACCUGCUCCUUUUCCACAAAGACUAGCACAGGCUAAGCUAGAGAAGAAAUAUGGGAAGUUCCUUGAGGUACUGAAGAAGCUGCACAUCAACAUCCCUUUCUUGGAUGCUAUCUCAGAGAUGCCUUCUUAUGCUAAGUUCUUGAAAGACAUGCUCUCAAAUAAGAGGAAGAUCGAAGAGAAUGCAACUGUUUCAUUGACAGCUGAGUGCAGUGCCAUUUUGCAGAACAAGCUUCCAAAGAAGCUAGGAGAUCCAGGCAGUUAUUCCAUUCCUGUCAAGCUUGGUGAUAUUGAGAUCAAGAAAGCAUUAUGUGAUCUUGGGGCAAGUGUGAGUCUUAUGCCCUUGUCAAUCUGCAAGAAGCUUAAUAUGGGUGAACUGAAGCCCACACGCAUCUCCCUACAACUGGCGGAUAGAACAGUCAAGUUUCCCCUUGGUAUCCUUGAAGAUGUUCCACUCCGAGUAGGAAAAUUCUUCAUUCCAUGUGAUUUUGUUGUGAUGGAAAUGGAGGAAGAUGCACAGGUUCCCAUCAUACUUGGAAGACCCUUUUUGGCCACUGCUGGAGCCAUAAUUGAUAUGAAGAAUGGGAAGAUCACCUUUGAAGUGGGUGACGAGAAGAUGGAGUAUACACUCACAAACUCCAUGGGUUCUCCUUCUAUGGGAGAAACUAUCUAUAGGGUGGUUGCUCUUGAUGAGGCGAUAGAAGCUAAGGCUUUCAGUUUGCAACUUGAUGAUUCGCUACAGACAGUCUUGAUGGGCAGUGCAGAUGAAGAGGAUUGGGAGACUAGGGAGUACAAGAGGCUCUUGGAAGAGACACGAGCUUUAGCAUCUGAAAAUCCUAUCAAGGAGGUGUUGAAACCGAGAGAAUAUAAGGAGAGUUCCACGCCUCCUGAGGUAGAGUUGAAACCCCUUCCCUCUAAUUUGAAGUAUGUUUUCUUGGGUUCUAAUGAUACAUACCCUGUUAUUGUUAAUGUUGAACUUGAUGACAUUCAGAUUGAGCAAUUGCUUACUGUUUUGAGAAAAUAUAAGAAUGUCAUUGGGUACACCAUUGAUGAUAUUAAGGGGAUUAACCCUUCAUUUUGCAUGCAUAAAAUCAUUCUUGAGGACGAUCAUGCUUCUUCUAUUGAACCUCAAAGGAGACUUAAUCCUAACAUGAGGGAUGUAGUCAGGAAAGAAGUUGUUAAAUUGCUUGAUGCAGGUAUAAUCUACCCUAUCUCAGAUAGUAAGUGGGUUAGCCCGGUGCAAGUAGUUCCAAAAAAAGGAGGUAUGACCGUUGUCAAGAAUGAUAAAGGUGAGCAAAUUCCCACUAGAACUGUGAUAGGGUGGCGCAUGUGCAUUGAUUAUAGGAGAUUGAAUAAAGCCACCCGAAAAGAUCAUUUCCCCCUCCCAUUUAUUGAUCAGAUGUUAGAGAGGUUGGCAAAGCAUUCCUUUUUCUGUUGGUUAGAUGGAUAUUCAGGCUUUUUCCAAAUUCCUAUCCAUCCCGACGAUCAGGAAAAGACUACUUUCACAUGCCCUUAUGGUACUUAUGCUUAUCGUAGGAUGCCAUUUGGAUUAUGUAAUGCUCCUGCCACCUUUCAAAGAUGCAUGAUGGCAAUUUUCUCAGGUCUUAUUGAGAACUCUAUGGAAGUAUUUAUGGAUGACUUCUCUGUCUAUGGAACAUCUUUUGAUGUUUGUCUUGAUAAUUUGGAAAAGGUGCUCCAUAGAUGUCAAGAAGUCAAUCUAGUUCUCAAUUGGGAAAAGUGCCAUUUCAUGGUACAACAGGGAGUCGUUUUAGGUCAUGUUGUUUCUCAUAGGGGCAUCAAAGUUGAUAGAGCAAAGAUAGAGGUCAUUGAGCGCUUACCACCUCCCAACUCCGUAAAAGGGGUAAGGAGUUUCCUUGGUCAUGCGGGCUUUUAUCGUCGUUUUAUCAAGGACUUUUCAAAAAUUGCUCGGCCUCUAACCGAACUCUUAUGCAGAGAUGUCCCCUUUGUUUUUACUGAUGCUUGCACUGAGGCUUUUGACAGGUUAAAGCAAGCUCUCAUAUCUGCCCCUAUCAUUCAGUCACCUGACUGGAAUCUUCCAUUUGAGAUCAUGUGUGAUGCCAGUGACUAUGCAGUGGGGGCAGUGUUGGGCCAGAGGAAGGAUGGCAAGCUACAUGCAAUCUACUAUACGAGCAAGACUCUUGCUCCAGCACAAAUGAACUAUGCCACAACAGAGAAAGAGUUAUUAGCAGUGGUGUAUGCUAUGGAGAAGUUUCGGUCCUAUCUGGUUGGAUCGAAGGUGAUAGUUCACACGGAUCACGCAGCACUGAAGUACUUGAUGAGUAAGAAAGAUGCUAAGCCUCGUUUGAUUCGUUGGAUUUUGCUACUCCAAGAAUUUGACUUGGAAAUUAGGGACAAGAAGGGAGCCGAAAAUGUUGUUGCUGAUCAUCUCUCCCGACUUGUCCUUGAGGGUGAAAGUGACGAGGAUCUCCCUAUUGAUGAUUCAUUUCCUGAUGAGAAACUCCUAGUUAUAGCUACUACAGAGAUCCCAUGGUAUGCUGAUAUAGCCAAUUAUCUGGCUUGUGGUACUAUUCCUCACGGUUAUUCAUCACAGCAAAAGAAGAAAUUCUUUAAGGAGGUGAGAAGACAUUUCUGGGACGACCCUUUUCUUUAUAAGUCUUGUGCAGAUGGGGUGAUUCGAAGGUGCAUUCCAGAAAAUGAGGUACCAUCUAUUAUUUCACAUUGUCAUGAAUUACCUUGUGGAGGACAUGCUGGUACUACUAAGACUUCUGCGAAGAUUCUACAGUGUGGUUUUCAUUGGCCAAGCCUUUUCAAAGAUGUUCAUCAACAUGUCAAGUCUUGUGAUCGUUGUCAACGAACUGGUAACAUCUCUAAGAGGAAUGAAAUGCCUCUUAAUAAUAUUCUCGAGGUUGAACUGUUUGAUGUGUGGGGAAUUGAUUUUAUGGGACCGUUCCCUUCUUCCUAUGGGAACAAGUAUAUCUUGGUUGCUGUGGAUUAUGUCUCGAAAUGGGUUGAAGCGAUAGCUACUCCAACCAACGAUGCUCGUGUGGUAAGCAAGUUCUUUAAGAAAACUAUUUUUCCUCGAUUUGGCAUACCACGAGUGUUGAUUAGUGACGGAGGCCAGCAUUUCUUGGAAAAUCGGUUUGAGGCGAUGCUUAAGAAAUAUGGAGUACAUCAUCGUGUGGGGUUAUCAUACCACCCACAAACUAGUGGUCAAGUAGAAAUUUCUAACCGGGAAAUCAAAACCAUCUUGGAAAAGACGGUUGCGAGAACAAGGAAAGAUUGGUCUGCGAAAAUUGAUGAUGCACUUUGGGCGUACAGGACUGCUUUUAAAACGCCUAUUGGUACGACUCCGUAUAGACUUGUGUAUGGCAAGGCUUGUCAUCUUCCUGUUGAGUUGGAACACCGUGCGUUUUGGGCUAUCAAAGCUCUUAAUUUUGACUCUCAAGCAGCAGGCGAGAAGAGACUCCUACAACUUAAUGAGCUAGAUGAGCUUCGACUAGAUGCUUAUGAAAGUUCAAGGUUGUACAAGGAGAAAACGAAAAGAUGGCAUGACAAGCAUAUUUUGAGAAGAGAGUUUAAGGGAGGCGACUUAGUUCUCCUCUUUAACUCUAGAUUAAAACUUUUUCCUGGCAAACUCCGCUCUAGAUGGUCGGGACCGUUCCGAGUCAAUAAGGUUUUCCCGUAUGGUUCGAUAGAGCUCUGGAACAGACAGAAUGGAACUUUUAAGGUGAACGGUCAAAGAGUGAAACACUACAGAGUUGGAGACCCCAUUGACGAGAGUGUUGACAUUACACUUUCCGAACCUUCACCGGAAUGAAUUGCAAAGGAGGUCGAGCUUAUGACCUUAUAAACAAGCGCU
Molecule: messenger RNA, 6360 nt
Organism: Spinacia oleracea (spinach)
Lineage: Eukaryota; Viridiplantae; Streptophyta; Magnoliopsida; Caryophyllales; Amaranthaceae
Exons: 3
Coding region: 1-6318 (2105 amino acids)
Biological process (GO): DNA integration
Molecular function (GO): zinc ion binding; nucleic acid binding
Source: RefSeq, a predicted model, not a curated record